AUGGCAAAGGAUGCGAUUGUCUUUAAGUUUUCGAAUGCCGUCUGCAAAAGUUACAACGAGUCUUGGGUGGUUUUUAAUAAAUGCAGACUUAAAGCCAUCAGUAGGGAUAAAAUAGUGCUCAAUGUUUAUACAAUGGUCCUCUAUCCGUCCAGUAGUAUCGAUGUCCGUCUCAAGUUGUGGAAAAGGGAGAGUGGAUUUAAGCCAUUUUUGCUGGAUUCCACGGUCGAUGCCUGUCGAUUUAUGAAGAAGGCCUACAAUCCGUUUGUGGGCUUGGUCUAUACGAUAUUCCGUGAUUUUUCAAAUCUAAAUCAUUCCUGUCCGUAUGUGGGCCUUCAAAUUGUCAAGGACUUUUACUUACGCCCUGAACUGGUACGAUUGCCCUUUCCUUCUGGGGAGUAUUUAUUGUCGAUGCAGUGGUAUUUCUAUAAAAGGAUCCAGUUUGACAUUAAUGUGACCUAUGUCUACUUGGAAGAUCUUUUACAUAGAACCUGA
Drosophila bipectinata is the source of this 492-nucleotide messenger RNA. RefSeq lists its product as uncharacterized. The record is from RefSeq and is a predicted model, not a curated record. NCBI's taxonomy places the organism in Eukaryota, Metazoa, Arthropoda, Insecta, Diptera, Drosophilidae.